Messenger RNA from Akanthomyces muscarius, 228 nucleotides. RefSeq lists its product as uncharacterized. The transcript has 4 exons. Lineage: Eukaryota; Fungi; Ascomycota; Sordariomycetes; Hypocreales; Cordycipitaceae. The coding region runs from base 1 to 228 and encodes 75 amino acids. The record is from RefSeq and is a predicted model, not a curated record.
AUGAAGGAAACGGCGCCGGAUCAACUAACUUAUAGAGCUAACCGACAAAGGACAUACUUUCAAAGCCGUCGUUUCACACCGCGGCGCACAUCUGGUAACCACGACAACUUGCUACUCGGGGUUUUUGUACGAACAACACCAACACCAACAAUGCCAGCGAUACCAAUCCUGCGCUCAUUGUCUUCCAUCUUAUUGCCUUUCCCUCUGGCGUUGAUCAAAAUCUUCUAA